CGCGUAGCCAGGAAUGGGUAUCAGUUAGUAAUAAGACAUUCAUUCAAAAUGUUGAAAUUACUAUCAGCUUUUGUAUUGGCAGUUCUGCUGGCUGAAGUAACUAGCCAACGCUUUAUUUUGCCAACGUAUAGACCACCACCCAAAAGACCUGUUAUUAUUCGCACUGUGAGGGAAACAGGAGUGGAAGAACCAAAAUGGCUAUAUCAAGGUGACAUACCACGAGCACCAGCAACUGGAGACCAUCCUAACUUGCCUUCUUAUAUUAAUGAUAUUAAACUGGACCCAAACACAAGAGUUGCACGUAGCUUGGAUUCUCCUAGUGGUAAACUUUAUGGUGGAGGAUCUCACACAUCUUCGAGAAGUGGGGAUACUGGGGCUACUCAUCCAGGCUACAAUCGACGUAAUACCAGGGGUGUGAAAUUACCCCGUUACCCAUUCCCUCAUACGCCACCUUUCAACCCAAAAGUUCGUUUGCCUCAAAUUAGAACUGCUUAAAUUGAACUGUAUUGUUAUACGUAUGUAACUGUUAACUUAUACAAAUAAAUAAAUAUGAAAUAAAUGAUCUAUAAUAUGUA
This is a messenger RNA of Colias croceus (clouded yellow), 575 nucleotides long. RefSeq names its product lebocin-4-like (gene Leb3). The transcript has a single exon. The coding region runs from base 49 to 495 and encodes 148 amino acids. NCBI's taxonomy places the organism in Eukaryota, Metazoa, Arthropoda, Insecta, Lepidoptera, Pieridae. The record is from RefSeq and is a predicted model, not a curated record.